GGCAUCAGGAACUCGCUUUCCCAGCUCGCCGCGCGCUCCUGGGGGUUGCAUCUCGGCGACCAGGAAAAGGGAAAGAUGGCGACUGCUCGGCGACGUUGAGGCCGCGUUGGGCGGUUCAAACUCAGAGUGAUGGCAGGAGAGCUAGCUGAUAAGAAGGACCGUGAUGCGUCACCUUCCAAGGAGGAAAGGAAGCGGUCCCGGACACCUGAGAGAGAGCGGGACAGAGACCGGGACCGGAAACCUUCCCCAUCCAAAGACAGGAAGCGGCAUCGCUCAAGGGAUCGGCGUCGAGGCGGCAGCCGAUCUCGCUCCCGCUCCCGGUCCAAGUCCACGGAAAGAGAACGACGGCACAGAGAACGAGAUAAGGAGCGGGAUCGGAAUAAGAAGGACCGAGAUCGGGACAAGGACGGGCACAGGCGGGACAAGGACCGGAAACGAUCUAGUUUAUCUCCUGGACGAGGGAAAGAUUUUAAAUCCCGAAAAGACAGAGACUCUAAGAAGGAUGAAGAGGAUGAACAUGGUGAUAAAAAGCCUAAGGCCCAGCCGUUAUCCCUGGAGGAACUUCUGGCCAAGAAAAAGGCUGAGGAAGAAGCUGAGGCAAAACCCAAGUUCCUCUCUAAAGCAGAGCGAGAGGCUGAGGCCCUGAAGCGACGGCAGCAGGAGGUGGAAGAGCGGCAGAGGAUGCUUGAAGAAGAGAGGAAGAAGAGGAAACAGUUUCAGGACUUGGGCAGGAAAAUGUUGGAAGACCCUCAGGAACGGGAACGUCGGGAACGCAGGGAGAGGAUGGAGCGGGAGACCAAUGGAAAUGAGGAUGAGGAAGGGCGGCAGAAGAUCCGAGAGGAGAAGGACAAGAGCAAGGAACUGCAUGCCAUUAAGGAGCGUUACCUGGGUGGCAUUAAGAAGCGUCGCCGAACGAGGCACCUUAAUGACCGCAAGUUUGUCUUUGAAUGGGAUGCCUCUGAGGACACAUCCAUUGACUACAACCCACUGUACAAAGAGCGGCACCAGGUACAGUUGCUGGGGCGAGGCUUCAUUGCAGGCAUUGACUUAAAGCAGCAGAAACGAGAGCAGUCACGUUUCUACGGAGAUCUAAUGGAGAAGAGGCGGACACUGGAAGAAAAGGAACAGGAGGAGGCAAGACUCCGCAAACUUCGUAAGAAGGAAGCCAAGCAGCGCUGGGAUGAUCGUCACUGGUCCCAGAAGAAGCUAGAUGAGAUGACAGAUAGGGACUGGCGGAUAUUCCGGGAGGACUACAGCAUCACCACCAAAGGCGGCAAGAUCCCUAAUCCCAUCCGAUCCUGGAAAGACUCUUCUCUGCCCCCACAUAUCUUGGAGGUCAUCGAUAAAUGUGGCUACAAGGAGCCAACACCUAUCCAGCGUCAGGCAAUUCCCAUUGGGCUGCAGAAUCGUGACAUCAUUGGCGUGGCUGAGACUGGCAGUGGCAAGACAGCAGCCUUCCUCAUCCCGUUGCUCGUCUGGAUCACCACUCUUCCCAAAAUUGACAGGAUCGAAGAGUCAGACCAGGGCCCGUAUGCCAUCAUCCUGGCCCCCACCCGUGAGCUGGCUCAGCAGAUUGAGGAAGAGACCAUCAAGUUUGGGAAGCCACUAGGCAUCCGCACUGUGGCUGUCAUUGGCGGCAUCUCCAGAGAGGACCAGGGUUUCAGGCUGCGCAUGGGUUGUGAGAUUGUGAUCGCUACCCCAGGACGUCUGAUUGAUGUGCUGGAGAACCGCUACCUGGUGCUGAGCCGCUGUACCUACGUGGUUCUGGACGAGGCAGAUAGAAUGAUUGACAUGGGCUUUGAGCCAGACGUCCAGAAGAUCCUGGAGCACAUGCCUGUCAGUAACCAGAAGCCGGACACGGAUGAGGCUGAGGACCCCGAGAAGAUGUUGGCCAACUUUGAGUCAGGAAAACAUAAGUACCGCCAAACGGUCAUGUUCACGGCCACCAUGCCCCCCGCCGUGGAGCGCCUGGCCCGGAGCUACCUGCGGCGGCCUGCUGUGGUGUACAUUGGCUCUGCGGGCAAGCCCCAUGAGCGCGUGGAGCAGAAGGUCUUCCUCAUGUCGGAGUCAGAGAAGAGGAAAAAGCUGCUGGCGAUCUUGGAGCAAGGCUUUGAUCCACCCAUCAUCAUUUUUGUCAACCAGAAGAAGGGUUGUGAUGUUUUGGCCAAAUCCCUGGAGAAGAUGGGGUACAACGCUUGUACGCUGCAUGGUGGGAAAGGCCAGGAACAGCGAGAGUUCGCGCUGUCCAACCUCAAGGCUGGGGCCAAGGACAUCUUGGUGGCUACAGAUGUGGCGGGCCGUGGUAUCGACAUCCAAGAUGUGUCUAUGGUGGUCAACUAUGAUAUGGCCAAAAACAUUGAAGAUUACAUCCACCGCAUUGGCCGCACGGGACGAGCUGGCAAGAGUGGUGUGGCUAUCACCUUCCUCACCAAAGAGGAUUCUGCUGUGUUCUAUGAGCUGAAGCAAGCCAUCCUGGAGAGCCCAGUGUCCUCCUGCCCCCCAGAGCUAGCCAACCAUCCAGAUGCCCAGCACAAGCCAGGCACUAUCCUCACCAAGAAGCGCCGGGAAGAGACCAUCUUUGCCUGACACAGGACUCAUUCCACGGGUUUAAGGGCAGGCUCCGAAGCCUGUUCUUUAGGACCCUCACAGUCCUCUUUCCAGGUCCUCACUCUCAUGGGGGCUUAGGAAACAGACUUCUUGACCUGGACCCUCCAGUUUGAAGGUGUGAGUGUGGGGCUGCGAGAGGAGGAAAGCCCUGCAGGAGGCAGGGAGAACAAAUUACCACGGAUUUUGGCCCAUCUCUGCCCCUCUGGCAGGCACCGGGAUUGCAUUGGGUCAUUGGCUCUUGCCAGUUACAGGGCAGCCAACUGGCAUUGCCCCCUCGGCUGAAGAGAAGCCUGCCACCAGGCGGGCACCGCCGCAGCACAGGCUGGACUGCGUGAGCAGCAGCAGCGCUCUCACCCUGGGUGACCCAGGGGCUCUGGCACUGUGGGGGUCGUGGACCUUGGACCCUUACUGCCAUUUUGAUAGCAUUUGCCUUUUGGGAUUAUAAGACAAAUAGAGAGCCUUGUUUAUAGAGCUGUGCACGGCCUCCGUGUCAAGGGGUGCUGUGCACUCCAAGCAUCCCUCACCCAGGAGUAUUUUUUAGAUGUGGGACAGGGGUGAGCUGGCUGUGUCUGUCUUGAAGUCGCUGAGUGAAACUUGUUUUCUAUUCUCUGAAAAGAUGAGUUUGUAUGUUCUGAGAAUAAAUACAUGAAUAUUAA
Molecule: messenger RNA, 3263 nt
Organism: Phyllostomus hastatus (greater spear-nosed bat)
Lineage: Eukaryota; Metazoa; Chordata; Mammalia; Chiroptera; Phyllostomidae
Gene: DDX23
Product: DEAD-box helicase 23
Exons: 17
Coding region: 130-2586 (818 amino acids)
Biological process (GO): mRNA splicing, via spliceosome
Cellular component (GO): catalytic step 2 spliceosome
Molecular function (GO): ATP binding; RNA binding; RNA helicase activity
Source: RefSeq, a predicted model, not a curated record